Molecule: messenger RNA, 1392 nt
Organism: Drosophila gunungcola (fruit fly)
Lineage: Eukaryota; Metazoa; Arthropoda; Insecta; Diptera; Drosophilidae
Exons: 2
Coding region: 54-1184 (376 amino acids)
Source: RefSeq, a predicted model, not a curated record
UGUAACCUCGCUUCGGAAUCGUAAAAUUAUAGAUUUCAACACUCUGCAGCUAGAUGUUUAAUAACUACGGAUGGAUUUUUAACCGCAAGUGCCAUUGCGGUCCCCAAACAGAGAACUUUACUCAUAUGAGUAAUACGCAUUUGGUGAAGAACCACGGGAUUUUAGUUUCCCGGAAGUGCACCGGAAAUACGCAAACAAAAGUAUCGCGGUUAAAUAUGCUCAACAACCACGGCACACUUAUCUGGCACAAAUGUAGCUGCAAUUCGGAGCUUUUUAUAGUGAAUCAACUAUAUAAUUUCGGGACCAUCAUAAACUGCAUGUGCAACUGUAGCCGAACAAUUCCGUCCCCAAGUUUGUAUAUGGGAAUUGAAAAUUCUUCGACACUUGAGAUUGCCGGCCGGAAGACAACCCCACCCCUGGUCACCACAGUACAGUUAGGAGGAUCUAAUGGAACGAACCAUGAUAUCCGUAAUUUAGGGCGACCACGGAAUUCAAACCUGCUUACCACGGAACGUCUAGGAGGAUCUGCUCGGAUAUCCCUCUUAAAACUGCUGGGAUCACCGACCUCGGGAGUAGAGCUAACCCAGACCGGUGCUGCCCAGGAUUCUUGUCCUGAACUCGAUUGUAAGAGCAAGAAAAUAGCUAUAGGAGGCAACCUUAAGGGAUCUCAAAAAGACACAUCUAAUCAAGAAAAUUCGUUUUUACCGAGCCCCAAGACGUCGAGAACUUCACAGGGUUUCAUUUUAUCCAAAGGAAAAUUCGUUUCGCGGUUUACAAGCACUCCCUUACCAGUUGAAACUCUGGCAGGCUUACGAAAGAGGACAGCAGAUCCGUGUUCAUCCCAAGCCACAUUACAUGGACAACCAAAACGGCAGAAGUCGGAGUCUUCAUGGAAGCCGCUGGAAAAUAGAAAUAAUAUUAAAAAAUCUAUCUUGCUGCCCAAACCGGAGUCAACAAAUCAGCAGCAGACAACCAUAACAAGGCCCACGGUAUUACUGGAAAAAUCCGUAAAGAUGGAAUCUCCGAUCAAGACUAUAAAUCCUCAGUUAUCGGUAGUAUCGUCUUAUUACAAACCAGCAAAGUUACAAAAUUGGUUGCUACCCAAGCCGCAGCAUCCAAGAUCUGUGCUGAAGCCAUCUAUAUAUUUUAAAAAUGCCAUCACGGUGCUCCAACAUAAAAGUUGACCAAACGUUCCUAUACAGACGAAUCCAUCCAAACAUACUGAAGUUGAUAGCUCAGAAAAUUCAGUAAAAGUACACCAGAAAAAAACACCGUUCAGCACCUGAGCUUAUAUCCUCAAUGCUAAAUUAUACUUCUGUGAAAACAUUUGUUUGUACAUUGGAUAAGGCCACUUAUUCGCAACUAGAGGUAUCACCAGAAAGGAAACCUCCA